Ruditapes philippinarum (Manila clam) is the source of this 520-nucleotide messenger RNA. Its product is annotated as dynein light chain 1, cytoplasmic-like. Gene Ontology annotation, biological process: microtubule-based process; cilium assembly. The record is from RefSeq and is a predicted model, not a curated record. NCBI's taxonomy places the organism in Eukaryota, Metazoa, Mollusca, Bivalvia, Venerida, Veneridae. Gene Ontology annotation, cellular component: cytoplasmic dynein complex. The transcript has 2 exons. Gene Ontology annotation, molecular function: dynein light intermediate chain binding; dynein intermediate chain binding. The coding region runs from base 160 to 429 and encodes 89 amino acids.
GGCGCGCUGAUAGAAAAUACUAAUAAAGAUAUCCGUUUUACAGCCAACGAGAGCAAAGAUUCACGUUGCUAAUAUAAAAUAGUAAGUGUUAAUUGGUUACUGACAACAUAUCACUUAAUUAACAGACUUAGGAAGACAUUCAACAGUUUAAAAGGUAAAAUGGCGGAAAGAAAAGCAGUGAUUAAGAACGCGGACAUGUCAGAAGAGACGCAACAAGAUGCCGUUGACUGUGCUACACAGGCACUUGAAAAGUUUAACAUUGAGAAGGACAUUGCUGCUUAUAUCAAGAAAGAGUUUGACAAAAAGUACAACCCAACAUGGCAUUGCAUUGUGGGAAGAAACUUCGGCAGCUACGUCACUCAUGAAACCAAGCAUUUUAUUUACUUCUACCUGGGACAGGUUGCUAUUCUUCUGUUCAAGUCUGGUUAAACUUUCGGUUGAACUAACAUUUAAAUACAAAUGUAUAUGGUUGAUUUGGAUGGGUUAACACUGCCCAAUAAAAAACAUGAAUGACUUUUUA